AUGAGUUCCCCAGCUAACGAAUAUACCAAUGAAAAGAAAAGAAAAAAAACCAUUGAAGAAGAAAAUGUAAAUUUAAAAAAAAAGAAAAUCGAAUUUGAAGAUGAUGAAGAAUUUGAAAAAUAUGUUUUUAGUAAUUUUAAAAAUGUUGAUGAAAAUUAUAAUAAUAAAGAGCAAUAUGUUUUAUCCGAAAUUACAAAAGCAUUUUUUAAUGAUAAUAGAAAAUAUAAAAGUAUAGAAGAUAUGGCGAAUGAAAUAAAAUAUCAAGCUAUAAAAAAUAUUAAAAAAAAUUUAGAUAUUAUAUGUAAUAAUGAAUGUACUAGUCCUUUUUUCGUUGAACGAUUUCGUGUUAAAUAUAUUAAUGAACAAAAUGUGUUAAAUAUAAAAACAGCUCAGAAUUAUUUUAAAGAAUUUGUAGUAUUAUAUAAAAAUAAUAAUUUUAAUGAUUUCAGUUUAGAAAUAAAUACAAAUAUAGAAGAAGGCGGUGCCAGCGAAAAGAAUAAUAUCCAAUAUGAUGAUGAUAUCGAUAGUGCUGACAACCAAAAAAGUAAUGAUAAUACAAAAGCAAAAUUAGAUAAUUCAAAUAAUAAUGAUAAUAAUAUAGAGAAAAAUAAAAAUAAUUCUAUAUUAAAUGAAGAAAAUAUGUAUAUCUCCAAUAUAUGGAAAGAAAAAAUAAAAUGCAAAAUUGACAAUAUUAAUGAUAAUAAUAUAUUAACCAAGAUAUUAAAUUAUAUAGGUGGUACAUCAAUACAUGUUGAUCAUAUACCUAUGCAUUUAAAUAAAUUUCAUAUAUUAAAUACCCUAAGUCAUUUAAAAUAUAAUGUAAUGAAUAUAAAUAUAUGGGAUGUAUAUAAUACUAAAGAUACUAGGGGACAGACUUUUUUUAGAAGAGCUAAUAUAUAUUUUAAUAAUAAAACCUCAGCUUCUAAUGUAUUAAAUACUAUACGAGAAAAUUCGUAUGCUAUUAAUAUUCAUCAAUGGUAUAUGAAUAAUGUCAGAAGAAAUAUAUAUAACAACAUUGAUUUUAAAAUAUGUCCACCUAUAUGUUCACAUAUAGAAAGAAUAAAAAAAGAUUAUAAUAAUGCAAAAGCACUUGUAAGAAAAUUGGAUUAUUCAUGUGGCAUUAAUAUGGACCUACUUAACAAAAUGAAUGAUGACACAUAUUUAAAUGCUCCAGUAAAUAAAAGAAGAAAAGUUGAUGACAAAGAAAAUGGUGAAACAAAGGAAGAUAUUAGCAAAAAUAUAUCAGAUAUUAAUACAUUAAAUGAUAAUAAUAUCGUCAACAACACAAAUGAUCAUAAUGAUGACAGAAAUGAUUUUGAUAAUGAGAAUAUUCCAGAGAGUCCAAUAAUUUCUAUGAUAGAAAAUAAUGAAGAACAAAAUUAUGAUGUAAAAAAAAAAUUAGAUAUUUUAAUUUUGUAUCUAAGAUUUGUUCAUAGUUUUUGUUAUUAUUCAGCAAAAAAAUUUAAUACAUAUGAUGAGCUACUUAGAGAAUGUGGUUAUUUCUAUCUAAGAGUAAAUAUAGGGGAAAAAAAAUUACACAAAAAUUUUAUUCCAAUUUUUUAUGAAAAUUGUAAUAUAGAAAAGGAUAAUACAUACUUAGAUAAUGCCAUAAUUAAUGCUAUAUAUACUGAACAAAAUACCUUAUUAAAUGAGGAUAUAAAAAAUAAUAUAUCAAUAAAUAAAGAACAUAAUAAUAUAGAAAACAAAAAUUCUUUUGUAAUACAUAAUGAAACUAAUAACCAUAAUGAAAAUAGCAAUUAUGAAUUAAAAUAUUCAAAUCAUAUGUUAUUAUAUAAAUUAUUAUUAAAUAAUAAAAAAAAAGAAAUAUUUUCUGUUCAAGAUGAAGAAGAAAUGAAGAUAUCAGAGUUUCAGUUGAAAUGGCUAGUUCAUUUUGAUAAUGAAAUAAAAAAUGCUAUUAAUAACAAAUAUUAUGAAAAUAUUAAUAUAGAAAAAACAGAAGAAUUUUUAGAUAUAUUAAAAAAGGAUUAUGCAUUAACAACAAGUGAUAAUAAACAAAGUGAUAUUAGAUGUUCUAAAUGUAAAAAACUUUUUCAUCAUAUUAAUGAUUUACCAAAUCAUAUCUUCUUAAAACAUAAUCAAUUUAAAAUGAAAUUAAUAACUGAAACUGAAGUUCAAAUAAUGAAAAAAAAGUUUUAUGAAACUCCACAUUCUUUUCAUUUUCUUUUCAUGAUGGAAAAAAAAUAUAAUUACAUGUUCAAAAAUUAUAAUUAUAAACAUUCCAUUUUUAAAAGAAAUAAAAGUUUUAUAAAUCAUAAUUUACAUAUAUUAAAUAAUACAAAUAAAAAUGAAUACAAAGAUUUUGAUGACCCACAACAAAAUGUUUUACAGAAUGUGAAACAUACUAGCACAACUAAGAGCAAAGAUUUCUAUGACGAUACAUAA
Molecule: messenger RNA, 2403 nt
Organism: Plasmodium adleri (nom. inval.)
Lineage: Eukaryota; Apicomplexa; Aconoidasida; Haemosporida; Plasmodiidae
Product: conserved Plasmodium protein, unknown function
Exons: 1
Coding region: 1-2403 (800 amino acids)
Biological process (GO): primary miRNA processing; mRNA processing
Cellular component (GO): nuclear body
Source: RefSeq, a predicted model, not a curated record